AUGGAUCACUUCAACACAAGAGAUCACUUCAACCUGCAGCACCAAUUCCAUCACAACUCGGAAGAUGAGCAGGGCCACUCACCUGCCCUAAACAUGGGGCUGAACAGAGACGGGGGCAACACCGACUCCGCCACCAAGGACGGCGGCAGCGCUUCUACAGGCGAGGGCGACAUGUCGGCCAGCAACCGCCGCCCCCGCGGCCGCCCCGCCGGAUCGAAGAACAAGGCGAAGCCGCCGAUCAUCAUCUCCCGCGACAGCGCCAACGCCCUCCGGACGCACGUCAUGGAGGUCGCCGACGGAAGCGACAUCAUGGACGCCGUUGCCAGCUUCGCCCGCACCCGCCAGCGCGGCGUAUGCAUCAUGAGCGGCACCGGCAACGUCACCAACGUCACCCUCAGGCAGCCCGGCUCGCCCGGGGGCGCUGUGGUCACGCUGCACGGCCGCUUCGAGAUCCUGUCCCUGGCGGGAUCCUUCCUGCCCCCGCCCGCCCCACCUGCUGCCACGGGGCUGACAGUGUACCUGGCGGGUGGGCAGGGGCAGGUGGUUGGGGGCAGCGUGGCCGGGCAGCUCCUGGCGUCCGGGCCGGUCAUAAUCAUGACGGCGUCGUUUAGCAACGCGGCGUAUGAGAGAUUGCCGCUUGAGAAUGAGGAGAAUAAUGGAAUACAAGGGCAGGGGAAUUCGCCGCCGCAGAUUAUGGCCGACCCGUCGUUGUUUCAAGGGAUGCCGCCGCCGAAUCUGCUCAACACGUUGCAGAUGCCCAAUGAGGAGUUUUGGGCCACCGGAAGGCCACCGUUCUAG
Molecule: messenger RNA, 798 nt
Organism: Salvia splendens (bonfire salvia)
Lineage: Eukaryota; Viridiplantae; Streptophyta; Magnoliopsida; Lamiales; Lamiaceae
Product: AT-hook motif nuclear-localized protein 26
Exons: 1
Coding region: 1-798 (265 amino acids)
Biological process (GO): vegetative to reproductive phase transition of meristem
Cellular component (GO): nucleus
Molecular function (GO): DNA-binding transcription factor activity; minor groove of adenine-thymine-rich DNA binding
Source: RefSeq, a predicted model, not a curated record